GUACGACAAUUUGAACAAGAUGACAUCUCCAAAGUUUGUUUUCUACCUGACAUGUUUGUGCUUUGGAAAAACUGCUCAGACAACUGAUGUGAAAUUCUCCUCAUCUGUUCAGCAAGAGAGUGGUUUUAUAUCAGCUACAAUUGGGGAUGACUUGACUUUGCAAUGUUUCUAUGAAGGUGAUGUUGCAGCAAGGUUUUACUGGUAUAAGCAAACUCUGGGGGAGAAACCAAGGCUCAUCUCUACUUUCUACAAGUAUGAAACAAAUGGAGUUUUUCACGAUGAAUUCAAGAACAAUCCACGCUUCACACUGGAAACUGAAAUCGGUAAAAAUCACUUGAAGAUAACAGAUUUGCAAAUUUCAGACUCAGCUACUUACUACUGCGCAUGUAGCUAUUCAUACAAGUUUGAAUUUGCAGGAGGUACAAUUAUUUACGUGAAGGGUUCAGGUUUGAACGUCCCAGCUUUGGUCCAUCAGUCAGCGUCUGAGACCAUCCAGCCAGGAGGCUCUGUGACUCUGAACUGUACAGUACACACUGGGAGCUGUGAUGAUGGAGAACACAGUGUUUACUGGUUCAAAAACUCUGAAGAGUCUCAUCCAAGACUCAUUUACAGCCAUGGAGGCAGGAAUGAUCAGUGUGAGAGGAAACCUGACACACAAACACACACCUGUGUCUACAACCUGCCGAUGAAGAGCCUGAAUCUUUCUCAUGCUGGGACCUACUACUGUGCUGUUGCCUCAUGUGGACACAUACUGUUUGGAAACGGGACCACGCUGGACUUUGAGCACGAGCUGGACUCUAUUGUCUUAGUGUAUAUCUUGAGUGGAGCUUUGGCAUUCACCACCAUCCUGAAUGUUUUACUGUUUUUUUUACUGUGCAUGAUCACCAAGAGAAACAGCUGCAAAUGCACAGAGUCUCAUGCAAGAGUAUCAGCUCCCUCCACAGUGAAUGCAGAGGGUGAUCAAGGCGAAGAAAGCAUCCAUUACGCAGCUGUAGGACAACACGAGGUCAACAGAUCUAGAAGACAAAGGGACAACAGCAAGUCUGAAUGUGUUUAUUCAAGUAUAAAGCAAUAGAGCUGUAUGUUUUUCUUUUUGUGUAACAAGACUAAUAAAGGCUUAUACAGAAGAAGAGGGUGCAACGAGAUUAUGUAAUGAAGAGCGAACCAGUCAAAGUUUAAACAAAAGAAACCAAUGGAUGUAUAAUAAUGGAGAGCACACCGGACAAUGAAAAGAGAAAGUUUUGAACAACUAAUAUUACAGCUGUGUAUGUGCUCUUAGAAGAACUCUGGUAACAGCCCUAGCAUGUUAAAAGCCACCCGGAGAUGGUAAAGAGAGCUUGCAGUGACCUAUGCAGUCACGGUAGGCCUGUGUCUUAUUUGCUCAAUCUGUUUUCAGUGUACUUCGUCAC
Molecule: messenger RNA, 1409 nt
Organism: Epinephelus moara (kelp grouper)
Lineage: Eukaryota; Metazoa; Chordata; Actinopteri; Perciformes; Serranidae
Exons: 5
Coding region: 20-1075 (351 amino acids)
Biological process (GO): response to bacterium
Source: RefSeq, a predicted model, not a curated record